CUGCACUAUGGGACACUCAUGGGCAGCAGAGCUUGUGUCCAAAUGGCAGGAGCUGCCUGGGCCAGUGGUUUUCUCAAUGCAGUGCUGCACACUGCAAACACAUUUUCAAUUCCACUCUGCCAAGGCAAUGCUGUGGAGCAGUUCUUCUGUGAAAUCCCCCAGCUCCUCAGGCUCUCCUGCUCUGACUCCUACUUCAGGAAAGCUGGGGUUACUGUGGUUAGUUUUUGUGUAGCUUGUGAGUGCUUUGUGUUCAUUGUGCUGUCCUGCGUGCAGAUCUUCAGGGUCGUGCUGAGGAUCCCCUCCGAGCAGGGCCGGCACAAAGUCUUUUCCAUGUGCCUCCCGCACCUGGCCGUGGUCUCCCUGUUCGUCAUCACUGCAAUGUUUGCCUACCUGAAGCCCCCCUCCAUGUCCUCCCCAGCUCUGGAGCUGGUGGUGGCUGUUCUGUACUCAGUGGUGCCUCCAACACUGAACCCGCUCAUCUACAGCAUGAGGAACAAAGAGAUCAAAGAGGCACUGAGGAAAUUGAUUCAAUGUGUAGUAUUUUACCACUCAUAG
This is a messenger RNA of Dromaius novaehollandiae (emu), 555 nucleotides long. RefSeq names its product olfactory receptor 14J1-like. Gene Ontology annotation, biological process: G protein-coupled receptor signaling pathway. Gene Ontology annotation, cellular component: membrane. Gene Ontology annotation, molecular function: olfactory receptor activity; odorant binding. NCBI's taxonomy places the organism in Eukaryota, Metazoa, Chordata, Aves, Casuariiformes, Dromaiidae. The record is from RefSeq and is a predicted model, not a curated record. The transcript has a single exon. The annotation marks the transcript as partial.